Molecule: messenger RNA, 860 nt
Organism: Lottia gigantea (owl limpet)
Lineage: Eukaryota; Metazoa; Mollusca; Gastropoda; Lottiidae
Exons: 1
Molecular function (GO): GTPase activator activity
Source: RefSeq, a predicted model, not a curated record
GGCAAGAUGGCGUCAAAUAAAAAGAAGCAAGAUGAGAAACAUCUUAAAAUAUUACGAGAUAUGGUGGCAUUACCGUGUAAUAAGCAAUGUUUUGAUUGUCACCAGAGAGGCCCAACAUAUGUCAAUAUGACGAUUGGUUCUUUUGUCUGUACGUCUUGUAGUGGUAUUUUACGAGGGCUGAAUCCACCACACCGGGUCAAGUCCAUUUCGAUGGCAAGCUUUUCACCAGAGGAACUAGAAUCUUUAAAAUCUCACAGCAAUGAGUUAUGUCGGAAGGUUUAUUUAGGAUUAUAUGACAGUAGAUCGUGGCCAGAACCUGACUCAAAAGAUGAACAAAGAGUGAAAGAUUUUAUGGUACAAAAGUAUGAAAAUAAGAGGUGGUACAAUGCACCAACACAAGAAAUGAAAGAUGAAGCCAAGAGAAUGAAUGAGGCUGCAAUAAAUAAACAGUCUCAGACGAAACCAUUGAGAUCCUUGUUAGGGGAUAAAACCCCUAAACUGGUACUUCAAAACAGCCAUUCAACACAAGCAAACCGCCAACAUCCACAUCCAGUCUCUUCAGCACAAGGUGUUAUAGGAACUAUUCCAAUGCCCACAUCUGCAGCUGUAAGCCAACCAGCGCCUGUUACUGCAAACAUACCGCAAAAACCGCCAGCUCCAGUAAGACAACCCAAAUCUAAUGUGGAUAUUUUUGGAGAUUUUGGAUCUGAUCCCUUUGGCUCCAGUGCUCCCAUAUCAGCACCAGUUGCCCCAAUUGCUUCAUCAGCACCAUUUCCUGUGGCAGGACCUGGUUCUAGUGCAAAUACGCCGACAGGAUUUAGCAGUAUUACAUCCUCAUCAACAACAACUCCGACAGUUUC